Molecule: messenger RNA, 2055 nt
Organism: Ascochyta rabiei
Lineage: Eukaryota; Fungi; Ascomycota; Dothideomycetes; Pleosporales; Didymellaceae
Exons: 5
Coding region: 1-2055 (684 amino acids)
Biological process (GO): urea transmembrane transport
Cellular component (GO): plasma membrane
Molecular function (GO): urea transmembrane transporter activity
Source: RefSeq, a predicted model, not a curated record
AUGGCAGACUCUGCGGCGGUCAUACUGCCAGUCGGUGCUGGCUAUGGCGUUGUCGUUGGCAUUGGAUUCUUCUUCGCCUUCCUGAUGAUGGGCAUUUCUUGGAUGCAGAACCGAUAUACCGCAUACUCGACGAAACAAUCAGAAGAGUUCAACACAGCGUCUCGUUCGGUCAAGCCAGGUCUUAUAGCAUCUGGUAUUGUAUCAGCUUGGACUUGGGCAGCUACAUUACUCCAGUCAAGCACUGUAGCAUACACAUACGGCGUUGCUGGUCCAUUUUGGUAUGCAGCAGGAGCAACUGUGCAGAUUCUUUUGUUCUCCAUCCUGGCGUGCAAAGUCAAACAGAAUGCGCCGCGGUGUCACACUUACCUUGAGAUCAUCAAUGCCAGAUACGGUCGCGUUGCUCACCUGGUCUUCAUGGUCUUUGCCUUUAUCACAAACAUCCUUGUUGGCAGUCAGCUCCUUCUUGGAGGUAGCGCUGUGGUCACUGCAUUGACUGGUAUGAACGUCUAUGCUGCCAUUUUCCUAAUACCGGUCGGCGUGUGUGCGUAUGUUAUCCUCGGAGGUCUUCGAGCGACUUUCUUGUGCGACUACUCGCACACCUUGAUUCUGAUGAUCAUCAUCCUGUACUUCAUGUUCCACGCCUACGCUACAAGCGAACUCAUCGGCUCACCGAGCGCCAUGUAUGAUCUACUGAAAAAAGCCGCGGUCUCACGACCCAUCGCUGGAAACCACGAAGGCUCCUAUAUUACUCUGAAAUCAAACUUCGGACUCAUUUUUGGUGUCAUCCAGCUUUGCUCAGGUUCCGGUACCGUAUUCCUUGACCAAGCGUACUGGCAACGAGCCAUUGCUUCCCAGCCCUCGACAGCAGUGAAAGCAUACAUUCUCGGUGGUAUCGCGUGGUUCGCAAUCCCCUUUGGGUUUUCAACAACGCUGGGACUGGCAGCAGCGGCGCUUACGGACCACCCGAGCUUUCCCACGUAUCCAAACGUACCAAGUGCUCACGAGAUCUCAGCCGGCCUCGCCGCGCCAUAUGCUGCCAUUGCAUUGCUGGGGAAGAACGGUGCUGCUGCGCUGCUCAUUGUGCUGUUCAUGGCGGUCACGUCUUGCGCCUCGGCAGAGCUCAUUGCAGUGUCGAGUCUUCUCACUUUCGAUGUCUACAAGGCUUAUGUGCAGCCAAAAGCUACGCCGAAGCAACUCAUAUUCGUAUCGCACAUUAUGAUAUGUGUGUUUGGAGUGAUCAUGGCGGUCUUCGCUUGUAUUUGGAAUGCAGCGACCAUUGACCUUGGCUGGCUCUUCUUGGUUAUGGGUCUGCUAAUUGGAGGCGCAGUGUUCCCUGCUGCAUUUUCCAUCCUUUGGAAAAAGCAAACCCGGCUUGGAGCAAUUUCUGGAUGCGUCUGCGGCCUUGCUGCUGGUCUCAUUGCCUGGUUGACAACAGCAUAUCAUUACUACGGUGAAAUCACCGUCACGACUACUGGCACCGAAUACGCCACGCUCGCCGGCAACCUGGCUGCGAUCAUGACCGGUCUCAUCGUCACAACCACGAUUUCGCUCAUCAGGCCAGACGACUUUGACUGGGAGAUCACGCGCGCCAUCAACGCCCUACCGGUGACCGAGGGAGUCCGAGAGGCUAGUGAAGAAGCGCUCAAAGACGCUUCUCCACCCUCCGACUAUGAAAAGGAGAGCAAAUCUACUCCUCCCUCGCCCAUCACUUCAACACUAGCGCCAUCUGCCACAGGGGUAGACAUCAAUGCCGAAGCCGCCCUCCAAGUCGCGUCUAGCGGCGAAGACUCGCCAGCCUCUCUCCGCAGUGCCUUCAAACUCGCCUGCAUCUCCUCGUUUGUGCUGACUUUUAUUCUGGACUUUCUGCUGCCUAUGCCCAUGUUCUUCAGCCACUACGUCUUCAGCAAAGGCUUCUUCACAGCAUGGGUGGUGAUCAGCUUUAUUUGGGUGUUUGUGAGCAGCGCCAUCAGCUGCUUUUUGCCCAUCUGGGAGACGAGACGUUUCUGGGGCCAACUCUGGGGGAGGAUUAGGAGAGGUGAGGUUGGGCGGCAGUAG